AAAAAAUUAAAAAUAAACACUAAGGGGCCACAAACUAAAAAAAAAAAAAAUGAAAAAUAAACACAAACGGGCCAAAAGUAAAGAAUUUAAUAAGUGAACGUAAUAAGGGAAUAACUGAAAACUAAACAAUGCAAUAACUCAAAGGUUUGGCGGGAUAAGAAGAGGAAGGUUAUGUGACGUGCCGUUAGAUAAGAUAGAUAAGAAAUGAGGUUUCCUGUCGUCCUGCUAGUCAAAAAGUACCCGAAAUUCUUUAAUAUUCAAAUUUAAUUGACUUGAAUCUCAACACAUAGAAAAACUUUUUCCAGUUUUAAUAUUGAUUGAAAAAAAAAUGUUGUGUACUUGAACAAUGUUACUGUGGCCAGUAUAAAUAAACAGCAAUAACUCUAAGUCUUGAACCUCUAAAUCACCGGGUAGUUCGCUCCAAAAAAUCGAUAAUACUUGAGGUUGCAUUGUGGUUCAAGAAUGGUAUUUUGAUAUUUCAAAAGUUGAUUGGUAGUAUUCUCAUUCAAAAUGCAGUGAAAUGGAAGGAAGUUUCUAUUUUUCCAAAUCUUUGUUCGUGAUUUUCAGCUUCUUAAUACUUACAAGUUUGUCUAUCGAUUCAGUUGAAAAUGAGUAUUUUUCUACUGAAGAUGAUUCUCAGUAUAUCUCCAGCAGUAUUCCAGUUUCUUUUCACAAGGAAUUCACUGAGGCUGCUAGAAGAAUCAGUAUUGAUGAGUCCCUGUUCAGCUCAAGAAUUCUCCUCAAGUUUCUUCCUCCAAUAUUGGACUUUAAAGAAAGAUAUUUGGGCAUUCCUCAUCAAGAAAAAGUGACAAUAGUGAAUUUAAGUUGUAACAGGAGCGUUUUAAUGUCUUCUAUUUCUGGAAAUACUGUACAUUUUCAUAGUUCAUUUUUCCAGGAUAAAAUUAUUCCACCUCUUGGUAAUACAUCUUUUGAUGUUGUAUUUUUGGGAAGGGAAGAAGGUGAAUUAAAAAGUCAGUUAUUCAUUCAUACGUCUGAAGGGAGUUUCAAGUACCAGGUUAUUGGUGAAAUUAUUAGUAGUCCUUAUCGUUUAAGGCCUUUUUCUGGUGUCAAACUUCCUUUAAAUGCAUCAUACAGUCCUGAAAUUCUGAUGCACAAUCCAUUUGAAACAUCAUUACAGCUGAUUGAAGUUUAUUCGAGUGGAAAUGAAUUUCAACUUGAGCUUCCAUCUGGAGAUUUAGGUGGCCCUAAACAAAUUUGGCAAAUACCAGCUUUUCUAACUAAACCAAUAAUUAGGUUAAAAUUUGAUGCUACAUCUCAGAAAAAUCAUUCUGCUUACAUAAGAUUGAAAGUUGAUAAAGGUGAUGUACUAAUAGUACCUGUUGAUGUAGAAGUGGGAGCUUCUUGUGGGUUAUACGCACCUGAUGAUCUUAUUGAUUUUGGUAUUGGUGGAACCAGAGAUCCACCAAAAGUUAUUAAAUUAUAUUUGAGAAAUUCAUGGAAGAAAGCUAUUACUGUUCAGAGUAUUUCUGAUUCACUAUCUUUAAAUGCAUUGAAAAUUCAAUUCCAGCCAGUUGUAGUACCUCCUAAUUAUAAGAAUCCUACAGAAGUUGGGAUUUUGACAUUUGAUUGGAAAUCUGUUCGUGUUACUGGUUUAAUAUCUGGUAAAAUCGUGGUCAAAAGCAAUUAUAGUGGCCAAAAACUGAUUAUUUCUUAUAAAGCUGAAGUACUCAAUGGAGGUUUAGAAUAUAACUGCAGUCAAGCUAAAUUUAAACUGGAUGAAAGUGAACAAGUACGACCAAUAACUAUAAAGAAUAAUUUUGAAGUACCCAUCGCAAUUACUAAUAUUUCUCUUCACCAUUCAGCAGCACCAUAUUUUGAGAUCAUUAAUUUUACAUUGACAGUAAUUAUGCCUGGGGUAACUAAAGAUAUUGGUUUGCUGUUUUUACAAGAAGAAGUUUAUAUAUCUCAAAUUAAAAUUGAUUCUUCCCUAGAAGUUUCUACGAAUGCUUCAGCUAUUACUAUACCAUUAGUGACCUACAAUGGCAAAUUAAAGAAGGUUAUUACUUGGAAUUUGAAUGAAACUUACAUUAAUUUGGGAACAAUAGGAAUCGGAAGUACUAAGCUGUUCAAUUUUGGCCUACUUAAUGAAAAUCCAGUAGGUGUUAAUAUUAGAAGCGUAAAUGUGAACAUAUCACAAGCUAUUAUUGGAAUUGUGAGUGUGGAAAAAGGAAAUAUUUCUGAAGCUUUAUUAGCUAUUGUGUCGGAGUAUGAAAACAUUCCAAUGAAGGAUGUUUACCUUGAAACUGGAAAUUACUGCAUUGUUACUGCUAAAUUUCCAGGAGGUCAAGAUAUUGGAGAGAUAUAUGGUCAAAUAACUAUAAUUACUGAAUUUGAAACAAUAGAUAUUUCUGUAAAAUUUAAGGUUGACUAUGGAAGCCUUGAAAUUAUCACUGACCCUGUAAAAUUUAACAAUUGCUUUCCUAGUGCCAUAUGCAGUGCAGAACUGAUUGUUGAAUCACGAUUUACGAUUGGAAUGGCAGUUACUGGUCUAAUGAGUAUACCUGAGCAUUCGAGGCUUGGUUUCCUUCCAUCAUCUUCUACUCAUAUAUUACCAUUUACACGUACCUUUCUUGGUUAUGUAACUUGGAACAUGACAGGAAAUGAUUACUUAUCAUAUAUUGCCAAUUCAUCUGGUGUCCAUAAAUGGCUAGAUACUUUAGAAUUGCCUAUUUAUACUAGAGAAUGGGAUAUAAGUUUACUUGUUACUCAUUAUGAAAAUUAUUUGAAAAUGUCAUCAGAAUUGUUGAAGUUAGUUUUGUGGUUAGAUACUACUGAAGUCAGAAAUUUGAGCUUCAAAGCACUUAUAAAACCUUCUUGGCCAUCAUUAUCAUCUAUUCCUUCCAAAGUUAUAGAAUUCCCAUUAACACAAGUUGGAAAUAUGUCUUACAAGGAUCUUAUGAUAUUAAAUCCUUCCUCAAAACAGCCUCUGGUAGUGCAGCUUGUACUAGAGCCAAGUUAUCCUUUAUCAGCUGGACUUAUAAAUGAUUUUCCAUCCAGAUUGAGGCCUUUCAAUACUACUUCAUAUGAACCUCUUAUUGAUCAGUCAGAAAAUUCAUUUUUUAUUGUCUUAGAUAAAGAGAUCAGGCUACCUUUAUCAGUAAAACCUCAUAAAAAAUCAGUUGCCUUUUUAUUAGACCCUUCAUCAAAUAUUCCAAUCACAUUAGCCUUCAAACCAGAACGACCUGAAAUUAGUUCAUCAUUGUUAAUGAUUCGCAACAAUCUGACAGUUUUGGAAGUAGUUAAGUUAAUGGGAUCUGGAGCAUAUGCCCAAUUUAAAUUUGGGAAUAGGCGUCCUGGUAGUGGAACUCCAUUAAUGUUUGAACUAUCUGAGAAAUAUUUACAAAUUUGUGAAAGAGAAAUUGAUGAAAAAGACGUAUUACCUAACUUAACAGUUAAAAGAUCAUUUGUAGCUAGAAAUACUGGUGCUCUGCCUCUGACAAUUAUUGAUUUUACAAUCAGUGGUCAUUCUUGUAGAGCAUUUGGUUUUAGAGUCAUUAAUUGUCAACCAUUUAUUUUACUUCCGAAUUCAUCAAGAAAGAUUGACAUAGCAUUUACACCAGAUUUUACCCUUUCUCGGAUAACCCAUACUUUAACAGUGUUAACUCUUGAUGCUGCUGUAAAUUAUACAUUAACUGCUACACUCCCAUCGUAUAUGCUCUCAUUAUGCAGCAGUGUUAUAAAACGUCCUGGCUGGGAACCUCUUGUAUAUUAUUCUUCCGUAUCAUUUAUGUUAUUUCUUCUUAUAUGUGUCUUGGCAGCAUCUUUUUUCGAAUCUAAUAGGAUAUUAAGAAAUACCAUAAUUACUUUAUCUCGAGAAAGCAAUGUUCAGCCUGUUUUGGAUUUAAGAAUGAUCGGUUCUGAUGUCUCUGGGACUGAGCAAACUUCUUUACAAACUGAAUCGCAGUGCAAAAUAAUUUGGACAUCUAAUUCCUACAGAGACGAUCAGAUUAAUAAAGAUAUCCAAAAACCUAUCAGUGAAAGUAUUUUUACUAUCAACUGCAGUAACAAAUGUCAAAUUCUAAAUAAUGGAAUAAAUUGUAAAAAGAAGGCUGAGCGAACAAUCUGUAAAAGAUUUUCUGAUGGAUCUGAAAAUUACAUUGAAAAGACAUGUUGGGAAACUUCUUUUAGCAGAUCAAAUACUUCACAACUUGUGAAACCUCUUAAAACGUCUAUUUGCAUUACUACUGAGCCGUAUAUCCCCUUAGCUAAUAUCAAAACAAGAGAUUCAUCUAUACAAAAGCAUAAAUUUGGCUCAAGUACAAAGUUUGAACAGUCAAGAUUUAUUGAAUUACAACCACGUAAAUCUAAAAAAAAAAGUCAUUCCUUACAUAGUUAUGAUAUAACAAAAAAAAAGUCUGUUGAUUUGAUACCUAUGAGAAAUAUUUUUGAGGAGAGUGAAUCUUCAACUACUUCUGAAUCUACUUCAAGUGAUGGAGAAAAGGAUGUGGAAAGCAUGUUUUUUCAAUCAGUUCGUCAUCAUUUACAAAGCAAAGUAGCAAGAAGUCGACAUUUGAAAUUAUCCAGUUCUUCACCAUUAACAAAGAGAAAGAAACCUCUUGAAAAAUCUGUUGGAAAUCUUAUUGUUAAUGAAUGGGACAUUGAAGAAGAAGACAACACAGAUAAGGCAACUGUUGUUAGGAAUAGUCGUAGAUCUACCCCUACUGUCAAACAACUUAAAAAGCAAACUGUGAACUAUGGAAAAUUAAGAUAUGACCAAUCACAAUCAAGAGGAAAACAAAAUGUAGGAGAAAGAAGUAUGAAAUCCUCCAUGAGAAAAGACAAAGCACAGUCUGCUAAAAAACGAAAUGAACGAUUUGAAAAAAGAGUUGCUUCUGCUAAAGCCACUACCUUGAUGGUUGCUCAGGACUGCUCCAUACCUUCACCACCAGUGUGGACUGCAUCAUUUAGUGAUGUUGUAGCUGGAACUGACAUAUCAUACUCCAGUGUUGUUGCCACAAAACAUAGUGCUUCCUCUCAAAAGCAUGUUGUAAAUUCUUCUUCCAGAGUCCGAAGAAUACCAUGUGAACCAAACCAAUCCAAUUGUCCACAUCCAAAUGGGCUACUCAUCCCGAUUUCAAGGAUUAUGCCGUCUCUCCAUGCAAGUGUUUGGCUCGGAUCUUAUUCAUUCCCAAGAUUCACAAACAACUCUCUCAAACUGUUUACCCUGGCCGGUGGUCAAUUUUGCCGGUACUUCAAAUCUUAA
Molecule: messenger RNA, 5224 nt
Organism: Nezara viridula (southern green stink bug)
Lineage: Eukaryota; Metazoa; Arthropoda; Insecta; Hemiptera; Pentatomidae
Source: the annotation of a GenBank genome assembly